GCUUCAUCCGCAAUUUGCUCUCUGCGCAUUCCGUCGCUGAUCCAUCCUGCGCCUUCCCGACCGUCCGCUCGCCAUGCUGACUUGCAAUCCCUCCCUCGCCCACGACGAGCUGCCUGACUCGGAUGCCCGGUCCGUCUCGGAUAUGUCGUCCUGCUCGAUCGACUCGGCCCGGUCCUGCUCGCCUCUGGACCAUCCCGUUGUGCAGCUGCCCGUCCUGCCUCUGCACUUGAUCGCUUCCGGAAAGCUCUCCCUCUCGUCUCGGUCGCUCCUUCAGCAGCAGCAGCAGCAGCAGCAGCAUCGGCCUGCCUCGCGCCCAAAUCGCAUUCGUCCUCCCAAACCGUCGGUCUUCUCGUCCCCGUCGUCGUCGCUGAUCUCGUCGUCGCUGAAGCGAACCCGCGACCACCGGACUCUCCACAAUCUCGAUCAGCUCAAGUCCCAUCCGCUGGGUCCGCUGCCUUUCGAUGGUCACCAGCCCAACCAAAACCACCAGCGCCCCUCCAAGCUCCGGAAGAACAGCCUGUCGCCUGCAAAUCUGCCCUUCCCGUCCGCGUCCGAUACGUCGCCGGGCUCGUCUGUGCCUUCGUCGUCGCUGUAUCCGCACGGCUCGUCCUCGCCCUAUGUGAUCCUGCCUCCACAGGAAUACGACAGCGCCCCCCGCAAGCACUGCGCCGUCUGCAGCAUGGACAUUUCCAACUAUAGCGUCCACAAAAAGUCGCAGCAGCACAUUGAAUGCCUGUUCCAGGUGGCCAUGGAUACCGGUCUGAUCCGCGAGCGUGUCCGAAAGAUUCCCAGCACCGACGGCAAAAAGGCAAAGUACUUUUGCGAGGACUGCAACAUGGCCGUCACCAAUACCACCCAGCACUGCCGCACCGAGUUCCACAAGGAGAACUUUUGUGCCCGUGUGGAUGAGCGCAAGCCGACCACCCUGGUCGACAAGAACGGCGCCAAGAAGAUGUUCAAAAUCUGGCACCAAGUCGCUCCUUCCGGAUACAAGCUUUGAGGCGCUCUCCCAGUUUACUGUGAAUCUCAGCAACAGCCUGUACAUAGCUCAAGGUUCUUUCAUUUCGUUUCCUUGUCUUUUUGCUCCGUGCUUCCUUUCUCUCCGCCAUCGACCCUCCUGGCCAGCGUCUGCCUCUGCCCGCCCUGGACAUCACAUCCAUGGCACUUGCUCAAUCCCCCACCGCACGCUACAUCCAUUCAGCGCUGCCGCCUCCAUCCCGGCAGCGAUCUCCCCGCCAUCACACACCACCCUGGCGACCCUGGCCGCAAUUUUGAUUCUGGUUUUUCUUUUUUCUUUUUUGAUUUCCUCCGCCGUUUCGUUUCGUUUCGUUUCACUCGCUUCUGCCCCCCGGUUUUCUUCUUGGCGCAGACCCUCGCAAGUUUCUAUUGGAUCCGUCCUAGCCCCGUGUGUCAGUCUUAUCCCCGUUGCCCCUCCCCACAGAACACAGAGGUAGGUCUAUUCGUGCGUGA
Molecule: messenger RNA, 1470 nt
Organism: Polychytrium aggregatum
Lineage: Eukaryota; Fungi; Chytridiomycota; Chytridiomycetes; Polychytriales
Exons: 3
Coding region: 74-1000 (308 amino acids)
Source: RefSeq, a predicted model, not a curated record